CCAUUUUUUGAAAUCCUGGUUUUACUUGAAUAUUCCUUGCGCAAGCAUACGGGGAAGUCCUUGCCAAUCAAUGCGGGUGAAAAGCACGGCUUGAGCAAAUAGAUGGAUUGACGUAUAUAGAGCGCAUAGAUUCUCUAAUGACUGCUGCAAAUACGGCCAGGCAGAGGCAACUUAACAGUGUCUUCUUAACAACUCUGGGGGCGAGCCGUUCCACGACCUCUGCUUUACGUCAAGAAAUCUUUACGACCGAUUUUAAACUUUUUUUAUGUAGAUUCACCCGGAGACAGCAUUUUGUGUAAUCAUUUGUAGUGAUUUUUUUUUCUCCUUCUUCUAUUCACUUGUUACGUUAUACAUCACGCUUACGCCGGGCGAUUCCGGUAUCAGCAGUGUGACAUUGCGUCACAGAGACUCGCUUUUCACUUCGAUCUCUGCCGCACAUCCGUCCGCACACGACCGUGCUUACGUCUCUGAAUCAUUUCUCUGUGAACGUCACUCGACUUACACAACACCCGGGAUUUUCUAGGAUAGUGCUUUCUUAUAUUUUGACUGUGUCUGGAAGUAAGUUUAAAGCUGUCAGCUGAGCCUGGGUACAAUUUUAAAUGUCCGAUAACGGCAUGUUAUACUUUCAACCAUGGCUGUGUGGACCGUCGUCUGCAGCUAGCACACGGCCAGCCGACCAAUCGGACGAGGUGAAGAUGUUGGGAGCAGUCCUUAUUUCACAUACGAGCACUGCUCUGCAGAGACGAAGGGAGCGCUGUGUCAAAAUGGCUGACUACUCGGUAGCCACGCGGAUAAGUUUGGAGGAAUUGAUACUUCGAUUGUACGACAUAGACGCUGUUAAAUUUGGAGAAUUUACUCUUAAAUCUGGCACGGAAUCUCCCAUAUACAUAGACUUGAGGGUUAUUGUAUCGUACCCGGAAAUACUGGUACGUGUAGCUGAAUAUCUGUGGGAUGCGGCUAAACAAGGAGGCGGAAAAUUUAUGUCCGUUUGUGGUGUUCCAUACACAGCCUUACCAUUAGCAACAUGUAUCUCUACCAGCCAAAACCUGCCCAUGUUGGUGCGUCGUAAAGAAGCCAAAGAUUAUGGGACCAAGAAGAUGGUGGAGGGUCACUACAAAGCUGGGGACAUCUGCCUGGUGGUGGAGGAUGUUGUCACGAGUGGCUCCAGUGUGCUGGAGACAGUAGAGUCUCUGAAGCAGGAAGGCAUUGUGGUACGGGAUUGUGUGGUUCUGUUAGACAGAGAACAAGGUGGCAGAUCAAAGCUAGAGAUGCAAGGGAUCAAACUACACAGUGUCUUGACAGUUAAUCAAAUUCUGGAUGUCCUAGAAACUGCUGGGAAAGUUGAUUCAGAAACGGUAGCUAAAGUGAAGAAGUUUGUAGCAGAUAACAGAUUUGACAUCAUGGCCAUGAGCCAUGCUGCAGCAGCAGCUGCCGCUGCCGCAGCCGCUGCUGCCAACACUGCCAGCGCAGCCAACGGAAACAAACGCAAGAUGGAAGAACUGGCCAUCGCAAAUGGUUCUCCCAUUGAAAAACAAGCAAAGUUAAAUAAGGCAGAGGUGAUGAAGUACCGUGAUCGUGCCCAGCUCUGUUCACACCCCAUGAGCAAGGCGCUGUUCCAGCUGAUGGAUGAGAAGAAAUCUAACCUCGCCUUCUCAGUGGAUGUCACAGAGUGCGCCAAAGCUCUUGAGCUCAUAGAUAAAGUCGGUCCGCACAUCUGUCUGGUGAAAACUCAUGUUGACAUUCUCAGUGAUUACACACCUGAUUUCACCAAAGAGUUACAGAAGCUAGCUGAAAAGCACAGAUUUCUGGUGUUUGAAGACAGAAAAUUUGCAGAUAUUGGCAACACAGUAAAACACCAGUUCAGUGGUGGCCUGUACAAGAUAUCCAGUUGGGCUGAUCUAGUCAACGCCCACUCUGUAUCAGGGGAUGGCAUCAUCAAAGGCCUCAAAGAGGCAUGUAAUGAGAGUAACAAAGGUUGUAUCCUUAUAGCAGAGAUGAGUUCAUCUGGAAAUCUGGCUAAAGGAGAGUACACAGAAGCCACUGUACGUAUGGCAGAAGAGAACGAUGACUUCGUGGUUGGGUUUAUUUGUCAGAGACGUUUAACAGAUAAUCCAGAGUUUAUUCACAUGACUCCAGGUAUACAGCUAAAAACAGGGUCAGGCGACGGACUGGGGCAGCAGUAUCUUACGCCAGAGCAAGUAAUAAAAGAGAACCAAUCAGAUGUGAUCAUUGUGGGACGAGGUAUUCUCCAGGCAGAGGACCCCGUGGCGGCGGCUCAGCAGUAUCAAGAGGCAGGCUACAAGGCCUACAAAUCUCUCUUCACCUAAAGCAGGGGGUGAAGGAACCUCCUCAACCUGACCAUUAAGUGACCACCGCUGGCUUGAGCUGGAUGGUCUGGCCAGCCUGUCUUGACCAGUGUUCAUUCGUACAAACUGUUUGAUGCUGGACAGUCCCGUGAUGUAUGACAAGCAAUCGGGUGCUGCCUCCUUUUGUCGAGGUUACUAAAAUACCAACAGAUUGACAAACUAUGAACUUUUAUGUUGUGUUGGCAUGAGAGAAUAUCUCUUAAUGCCUAAUAAACCAAGAAUAGCCCAUGUGUGCCUGGGAGAGAGAGAGUUAGUGUAAGUGUGGCGAGAAAUUGUGUGUGUUUGUGGCAAUCUCCAUGGAAAACAUCAAAGGGAGUUAACUCUCCCACAUGUGCCAUUUGUUCCCCUUGAAUGUGCUGUUGAUAUGGAGUGUAAAAAUUAUGGUCGUAACUAUUUUUGAAUAUCAAAUCAUCCAUGAAUUGAAUAAAUAGACUAAUUAUCAUGCAAUGAAGACAAAGAUCUGAAGAUGUAAUUGCAGGUUCAUGUCUGUAGAAGGUGAAAUUCUCUAGUUAACAAACUGAACUUUCCGGCAGUGUAGCUAGGUGGGGUACUUGGUAGGGUGUGAAGGAUAACAGCUUGUUUGUAUUGUCAGCCAUAGUUGUCAUUUAGUGCUGGUUUCCAAAAAUAACAAAAAUUUCUUUUUGUUAUGUUAUUGUUGACACAAAAUUUCAGGUCAUCUUUUUUCCAAAACAAUGACUAAAGUGAUGAAAUGAAUGUCUUGCACUUUGAUAAUUGCCUCAGCAAUCUACAACACUCUGAAUUUGUAGGCAACAUUAUGAGCAUCAUUAUAGAUCAGUGUGUAACUGGUCUACGUGUUGUUAAACUAAACAGCUUUAGUCACAUUAUCAGCACCUGCACUUCACAAUUCAGAAUUAACGUUUGUGUUUUUUAUUGAUUUUUGGUCGCCACAAUAUGGAUGAAAUAUUGCUGAUGUGGUGUUAAGCCAUAACCUUUCUUUCAUUCAUUCAUUCUGUUUGGUUUACUUAGUGAGAUGUUACAGAAUUAGCUCUUAGAGAAUGUCUGGAAUAGAUUGUUUAUAUAUGAACAUAUACAACAGGGCUUUAGAUCUUUGUCAUAGGCCCAUUGUGACACAUACCUUAUAUUUAUGAGUGAACUACUUUUUGUAAGUAGUUCAUCAUACUCACGAUAGGUCACUCUUUUGUGAUUGCCUGUUGUAUGGAUUGGAUUGGAUUGAGAGAGGUAUUUGUUAGUGAGUCAGGAAUUGUUACCAUGGCAGCAGAUGUGUAAAAACCUGGUCUUUUAAGGAAAAUAUCUGCAAAAGAUAAGCUGGUGAUAGCGAUGUUACAGUUAGGUUGAUGUCUGCGAGAGAUAAGCUGGUGAUUUUACAGCCCUGAUGCAUGUUGGGGAGAUGAGCUGUAGUAUUAUGUGUAGUUUCCAUUAAAUGGCUUUGUUCCAGAAGCUGAUUGGCAAGUUUGUGAUGGGUGUCCUGAAAACAUCAAUUAGAUUGGCUUCACAGACAUUACAUGCUUGGCAGGGCUUGUGCUUGGCGUGCUCAAAAGGGGAGAUAAUUGUGUGCAAGUGGUUUUAAAAGGAAGGCCCUGCUGUAUUGGUGAUGUUGACUCUUCAUUUUGUGGUUGAAUAUAAAAUGUGAGGCUUUUUCACAAAUGUUGGUAUAUUGUAUUUGUUGAUAAGCUUAUUUUGUACACAGAAGGAUCUCUUAUACAGUCAUGCCUAGCAGUUUCACCAACCCCUCCGGUUGUGCCUGAGUUAGGGGUAUAGUACACAUAUUCAUUACUUCAUAAAAGUGCAGCUGACUGUGUAGAUAUACAAUCCUAGGCUUGACUUCAGCCUUAUGGGAGAAUUUGUACAUUUGAGGAGUUUUAUACAGGCUUUCAGUGGGGUAACAUCGCACAGGUUAGAAAUGUUUAAACUCCUAUGGUUAAUGAUUUUUCAGUGCAAAAUUGAUUACUGGCCUAGGCAUAUUUUAUGAUGUGCCGAGUUUUUGAAAACUUUUGUUGACUGUUCUAGUCCCCCAUUCAAGGUUUUUGUAAUGAAGAUAAACAUAAAUCUGUUACACAGGUGUCCGAUAUGGUCAAGAAUUCCUAUUGUUCAUGUUUAGGAUUUGACCUAAUGGAUAGGCCAGUUUUAAUUUCCACCCAUGUAGUAACAAAAUGGGUAGAUAUAGUAAAGCUUUUCGUUUCUGUAGUUGUAUUCUGAGAGCGUUAUUUAGUAAAGAGUGAUAAAUUGGUUGAAUUUGAUUUUGACUUUUUUCUGAAGUUGUAGAAUCCAUUCAGUAGUUCCAGAUUUGAUUGAAUAAAAAACAUAUUUGUUAUUUAAUCUGUUAAAAGCUUUAAGGAAUAAUGUUAGUGCUACACAUAACUGCUAUUUUGUGGAAUGCCUCCCAUGUUACCAUAUAUUUUUAACGCAAAUCUAUUUGGGAUUAAAGCCAACUUGGAGUCUCUUGUAGACAUUGAACUCCAGUGGAGUAUUUGUAGACCACAAAUUCUAUCUAUCUAAAUAGUUCAAAGUUGUGCAUCAUUUGCUCAUAUGAACACCCGUCAUAAUGAUUCGUGGAAUUUAUGCUUAAUUCACGUAACCAUUUAUCACCACAUGAACUGUAUGCGUGGCAGAAAAGAGAAAUCAUUGGGGAAGUCUAAAAUUAAACAUACAUGUACUUGUAUGCUGGGAAAGGACCUUUCCAUUUCACUUAGAUUUUUUCACCGUCAUCAUUUUGUCACAUUGUUUCUAUGUUACAUGUUUGUUUUUGGAGUCAUUACUUCAUGUAGGGUUGUAGCUGUUAGCCUGUUGAUGUGGUCAUUGACCAGUUCUCUGACAUUCACAAAUCAUCUGGUUUGUCCCGGCUUAACUUAAAAUAAACGCUAAAAAAAUCUGG
Liolophura sinensis is the source of this 5220-nucleotide messenger RNA. Its product is annotated as uridine 5'-monophosphate synthase-like. The transcript has 11 exons. The record is from RefSeq and is a predicted model, not a curated record. Gene Ontology annotation, molecular function: orotate phosphoribosyltransferase activity; orotidine-5'-phosphate decarboxylase activity. Bases 600 to 2327 code for a protein of 575 amino acids. Lineage: Eukaryota; Metazoa; Mollusca; Polyplacophora; Chitonida; Chitonidae. Gene Ontology annotation, biological process: 'de novo' UMP biosynthetic process; 'de novo' pyrimidine nucleobase biosynthetic process.